CCUUGAAAACCAGAUAAGGAAAAAGAAAGCACCAAAUAAUCCAAAACAAAAGCGCUAAAAAAAGUAAACCCAUUUCUUCUAUCCUCUCCUAUUCCUCAAUUCCUUGAUUUUUUGUUCUAAAAACCAUCUGAAUUCAGAUUUUUUUUUUCUUUUUUGAGAAGAGAAAGGGAACUCUGUGUUUGAAACAUUGUUUACAUUGUUUUAUGGGAAAAUCAAUUGUUUGUACGACGAAAGGGCAAGAAUUUGCAAAAGCAGUCCCAUCAGACAAACUUCAUAGAGCAAAACACGUAAAACCCGCAUCGAGAAACAGAGUUUCUUGUCGCGAAAAGGCGGGGCCAAGUGGGGUCCGAGUCAACUCAGAGCGAGUCAAGCAGAAAGCAAUGGAUACCUGGGGUAACGACGACCGGAUUCCGCUGGCUCAGGUGGUUUCCGAGUUGGUAAAGGGAUGGUUUCAAGAGGCUCUUAAGGAGGCCAAGGCCGGUGAUACCAACAUGCAAGUCCUUGUUGGACAGAUGUAUUGCAAUGGCUAUGGUGUUCCUAAAGAUGUUCAAAAGGGGCGUGCUUGGAUUAGUAAAGCUUCAAGGAGCAGAUCUUCAGUAUGGAAAGUUAGUGAUAAGCAUCCAGGUUAUAAUGCUAGUGACUCCGAUUCUGAUGAAUUGAGGGAUGAUGCAGAAUAACUUUUGACCUGUAUUCGUUUUAAAAUCAUCCACAAAUAUAUCUUACAGUAUUGGGAACGUAUACAGUGUUGAAUACCGAGCUACUCUAUCCGUUUUACCUUCUGCAAUGUAUUCUAAGUCAUGCCUCUUUAACUUGCUGCAUUCCCUUGCCAAUGGAGAGAUGAUUCCCUAUUUUUUUGGUCAUUUCUUUAACAUCUUUAUUUCACAAAUUGUUUUUAUAUUUUGCUAUUGAGAUCACAGGUUGUUGGCUUUUAGAUGUUUGUUUAAGUAUUUCUUUUAGAUGAACUUCACCUAUUGAUGCAGAAGAGUAUCAUAGAUUUGAAAGAAUCAUAUUCAUAAAAUAAAACAAAAAUUAAUAUAAAGUUAGAACACUUUGUUUAA
Molecule: messenger RNA, 1058 nt
Organism: Gossypium raimondii (Peruvian cotton)
Lineage: Eukaryota; Viridiplantae; Streptophyta; Magnoliopsida; Malvales; Malvaceae
Exons: 4
Coding region: 204-677 (157 amino acids)
Molecular function (GO): protein binding
Source: RefSeq, a predicted model, not a curated record